Dipodomys spectabilis (banner-tailed kangaroo rat) is the source of this 881-nucleotide messenger RNA. Its product is annotated as all-trans-retinol dehydrogenase [NAD(+)] ADH4-like. The record is from RefSeq and is a predicted model, not a curated record. Gene Ontology annotation, biological process: formaldehyde catabolic process. The coding region runs from base 1 to 759 and encodes 252 amino acids. NCBI's taxonomy places the organism in Eukaryota, Metazoa, Chordata, Mammalia, Rodentia, Heteromyidae. The transcript has 5 exons. Gene Ontology annotation, cellular component: cytosol. Gene Ontology annotation, molecular function: S-(hydroxymethyl)glutathione dehydrogenase [NAD(P)+] activity; zinc ion binding.
AUGGAAGACAAAACCAGCAGGUUUACCUGCAAAGGAAAGCCAGUUUACCAUUUCCUGGGAGUCAGUUCAUUCUCUCAAUACACUGUGGUGUCUGAUGUCAACCUUGCCAAAAUACAUGAUGAUGCAAAUUUAGAGCGUGCAUGUCUGUUUGGAUGUGGGUUUUCAUCUGGCUAUGGUGCUGCAAUCAAUACUGCCAAGGUCACCCCUGGUUCUACCUGUGCUAUCUUUGGCCUAGGAAGUGUAGGUCUUUCUGCUGUAAUUGGCUGUAAAGUAGCAGGAGCUUCCAGAAUCAUCGUUACUGACAUCAACAAUGAGAAGUUUACUCACGCCAAAGCCCUGGGAGCAACUGAUUGUCUAAAUCCUAGAGAGCUAGACAGACCCAUCCAGGAAGUCAUCAUUGAAAUGACCAAUGGCGGGGUGGACUUUGCCAUUGAGUGUAUAGGAGGAUAUCAACACAUGAGAGCAGCUCUGGACUCCACAUCAGUAGGUGGGGGAACCUGUACUUUGGUCGGAGUGAAGGCUGGCGACAAAGCACUGGAUGUGUCUCCAGAGGAGCUAAUAAUGGGCCGUACUCUAAAUGCAACAUUCUUUGGAGGAUGGAAGAGUGUAGAUUCUGUACCAAAGUUGGUUAACGACUACAUGAAUAAGAAAUUCAAUCUGGAUCUAUUUGUGACCCACAACCUACCUUUUGACCAAGUCAAUGAGGCAUUCGACCUAAUGAACCAAGGAAAAAGCAUCCGAACAAUUCUGACCUUUUGAAGACCCCAGGAACAAUUUAGAAGAUAUGAUUGUCUGAUUAAUAUGAUAAAUCAAGGAAAGUAUGACUUGUAAGAAAUAGUCUCAGCUAAUAUCGCAGCAUAAAAUAGCAAUUAAUAGUAGAA